Messenger RNA from Penaeus chinensis, 2559 nucleotides. Its product is annotated as ADP-ribosylation factor 6. Lineage: Eukaryota; Metazoa; Arthropoda; Malacostraca; Decapoda; Penaeidae. Gene Ontology annotation, molecular function: GTP binding; GTPase activity. Gene Ontology annotation, cellular component: cytoplasm. The record is from RefSeq and is a predicted model, not a curated record. Gene Ontology annotation, biological process: vesicle-mediated transport; intracellular protein transport.
GAUGUGGGCGGGCAGGACAAGAUCCGGCCACUGUGGAGACACUACUACACGGGUACGCAGGGCCUCAUCUUUGUGGUGGACUGUGCAGACCGGGACCGCAUGGACGAGGCGAGACAAGAACUCCAUCGCAUCAUUAACGACAGGGAGAUGAGGGACGCUAUCAUCCUAGUGUUUGCCAAUAAGCAGGAUUUGCCUGAUGCUAUGAAGCCUCAUGAAAUCCAGGAGAAGCUAGGCCUAACCAGAAUCAGGGACCGCAACUGGUACGUCCAGCCGUGCUGCGCAACCACGGGUGACGGGCUGUACGAGGGCCUUACGUGGCUCACCAGCAAUCACAAGUCAUGAUGCUUGGGCCGGGCUCCCAGCUCUUAGCUUCCAUAGUCAGCUCGGCAGACAGAGAUGGCUCCUCGGAUUGUGACGGAUGGACGGCCUACGAACUAAACUAGUGGUCCAGGGGGAAAAGGGGGGAUGGGGUAGAGGUUCAAACUCUUUGAGGACGACAGUGUGGUUUAGGAACUGGUGCCUCGCUAGAUUAGGCACAGGAAGGUGGCUGAAUGGCCCUGAUCAUGAGACCCAAUAGGGGCAUUGGCUUCCCUUGAUUGCAGUGGUGCCAGGCAUGUCAGGACCAAACAAGAAAAAAAUCUUAAAAGAGAGGAAGGAAAGAAAAGAAGGAAGAGGGAAAGAAGGCAUAAAAGUGUUGUUGAAAGUCCUGCAUGUCUGAAGCAGGAACUAAGUGUGUUGGACAUGCAAACAUAUAGGGGAUUUCUGGCCGUGAAAGUUGCAGCUCUCUCUCCUCAGCAGCUGCUGCUCCAAGGGAUGCCAUCUCCAGCUGCCAAGUGUGAAUAGGAGUAUCAUUAUAAAUAAACUAAAUAAUAUUUAACGAGUGUUAAUGUAUAUUUUUGAUCUAUUAGUUGGAUAUGAUUUUAUCUACAAAAGACUGCCAAAUAAGUAUGGAUAAUAAGACUUGAUCUCUAUUGUACCCUGCACUAGCUAGAAAGACUACAAUUAUGAGUUAAUUCAUGAUUUUAUAGAAAACACUGUUAAGCAUUCUCAGAGCAAAUACUUCUAUAAAAGAUUAUAUCAGCCAAUUAGAUUAAUUACUUACAAAGGUGCAUCCACUAAUCUUGAUGUUUGUCAUCAAUCUCAAGUUUCAUUAGACCAUUUUAGAUUCUAGUAUUGGUCAUUUCCAUUGUUUUUCUCAUUUCUUUUUCAUUGAAUUUUUUUUUUUCACAUGCAAUACGUCUUACACAUAUGAACUCGCUUAUUUUCUCUCCCACUCGUUCUUCCCGGGCACAAAGUUUAAAGAGGAUUAAAAAAUAGAAAGAGCUCGAGCACUGCACUAUUUUCUAACAUGUGUAUAUAGGAUCCAUGGUGCUCUCCUGACGUCCCCAGAGAGGAGAGGCGCUCAAGUUGUGGUAUUGAUAAGACUUUUCUAUAUUUGUCUACGUUAUGUUCUGUUUUUGUUUUUUGCCAAGAGGGGAGCCAAGGGUCCCGUAACGGACUACUUUUAGACGUCAGGGUUCAGUCAUUAUCACAGUGUAUUUAAAAUGUGUGUGUGCGUGUAUUAUGAAGGGAAUCUGUGUCUGUGUGUUGGGGGAUAGUUUCUUUUUUUACACACUUAAAAAGAUAGUUUGAUUAUUAUAAAAAAAAAAAAAAGAGAGAGAGAGAAAAAGGAUUUAAAAAAAGAUGGUUCUGUAUAUAUAAUGUGCAAAGUAGUCGGUGCAUGAGAUGCUUCUGCGUAAAGUGUUUAGGUCUGCAGUUGCUCUUGAGAUUUUGUGGUUGCAUUUUUUUUUUUUUUUUUUUCCCCUUUUCAUUUCUAUUUUCCUUUUUUGUUUGUUGUUAUGUUUUUGUUUCUUGUGUACUGCAUUAAGACUUUCAUAGUUUUUCUAAUGUGAUGUUUUAUUAGGAGCAAAUCUUUUCUGUAGUUUUGAACCUGGAUGCAAAAAUAAUAUUUACCAGUGAUAAAAGUAUUUUAUGUGUAUAUAUACAUGUCUAUGUAUAUGUACAUGUAUGAAACAAGUUAGUGGUUGCUAAAUUUGUAUUGUGAAUAAGAGGUUUACCUCUUCUUUCUUUUUUGGUGGGGGGUUGCCUUUUGAAGAUAGCACACCAAAAACUUUUGAUUCUAAAGGCUUUGAAAUACAUCCAGGUACAAGGUGUUUUAUGAAAAGACAUGGGCUAUGGGAGAAGGUGAAGAGCCUGAGCAAAGGUCACAGUACAGCACCACAAGAGGCUCUCAGCCCACACUGUGUUUGGCAACUUGUUUCCAGUCAACUUUUUUUCGUCUGUUAUCCUAGGCAGUGAUGUGUCUAAAUUUGAAAGGAUUGAAGUUUCUAGAACACAGGGUGUGUGUGUGUGAACACUUAACAAAAGAGGUAUUGCAGUUGAGAAUGCAAUAUCAAUAUAUGUACACAAUGACAUUGUAGUUACUGAUAACCUUAUAGGUUACACAAACUUACAUUAAUGCUGUAAAAAAUUGUUUCCCCUGAGCAAAGUAAACAUUAUCUGCACUGCCAGUAAUCCCAUUAUAUCCUUGCCAGAGUUAAUAAAUUCUUGUAGACCUUA